GGACAGGGUUAAGUGGAGGGCCGGCCCGGCCCGCGCGGGGCCGAUCGCGGCUACUGCCAAGACCUCGGGGACUCAAGUCCCUGAGGGGACAAAGCCCGCCGCUCUGGAUGCUCGGGACUUGUGGACUUGGGACUUGGCCGGCGGGAUCUGCGGGUGCACGGCUUCAGGAAAAAGUUGAGAAUUUUGCCAGGUCAUUUCUGCCUGGACACAGUUAAUCAGUGUGUUUUUAGAGUGCUUCGUUGAAGCUGUCCUGCCGUGUUGAAUCAGCGUGCAUAGCCUCGGGGGUGCAUCGAGAAAACUGAAACCAAAGGAAUUAUAUAGGCCUGCUUUGUGUGUGUUUUCCCACUUUAAGCUUGUUUUCAGUACACAUACUCUUGCCUUAAACCUGAUUGGACUGUGGCGAGCAGACAUCUGUUUAAAGGAGGGGUAGCGACCACAACAGUACUUUGGAAGGGGGCUUGGAAAUGUGGAAAUAUUUUAAGUGCUUUCUCCGAACACUGAUUUGCUGUCUCGAUUCAGAUGUCCCUGGUAGAUUUGGGAAAGAAGCUUUUAGAAGCAGCACGUGCAGGUCAAGAUGAUGAAGUUCGUAUUUUGAUGGCAAAUGGAGCUCCUUUUACUACAGACUGGCUGGGAACCUCUCCACUUCAUCUGGCAGCACAGUAUGGGCAUUAUUCCACCACAGAAGUACUACUCCGAGCCGGUGUAAGUAGGGAUGCAAGAACCAAAGUGGACCGAACACCAUUACAUAUGGCAGCUUCUGAAGGCCAUGCCAGCAUAGUAGAGGUUUUGCUUAAGCAUGGUGCUGAUGUUAAUGCAAAGGACAUGUUAAAGAUGACAGCUCUACAUUGGGCCACAGAACACAAUCAUCAAGAAGUGGUGGAACUUUUAAUCAAAUAUGGUGCUGAUGUACACACGCAAAGUAAAUUUUGUAAAACUGCAUUUGAUAUUUCAAUAGAUAAUGGAAAUGAAGAUUUGGCAGAGAUAUUACAGAUUGCUAUGCAGAACCAAAUCAACACAAACCCGGAGAGUCCAGACACCGUGACGAUACACACCGCCACACCACAGUUUAUCAUCGGACCUGGAGGGGUGGUGAACCUAACAGGUCUGGUAUCUUCAGAAAAUUCAUCCAAGGCAACAGAUGAAACCGGUGUAUCUGCAGUUCAGUUUGGAAACUCAUCUACGUCAGUAUUAGCUACGUUAGCUGCCCUAGCUGAAGCGUCUGCUCCGCUGUCUAACUCUGCAGAAACGCCAGUAGUGGCUACGGAGGAGGUAGUUACAGCAGAAUCCGUGGAUGGUGCCAUUCAGCAAGUAGUUAGCUCAGGGGGUCAACAGGUCAUCACAAUAGUCACAGAUGGAAUUCAGCUUGGAAAUUUGCACUCCAUUCCGACCAGUGGAAUAGGUCAGCCCAUCAUUGUGACCAUGCCAGAUGGACAACAAGUAUUAACAGUACCAGCAACUGACAUUGCUGAAGAAACUGUUAUAAGUGAAGAACCACCAGCCAAGAGACAAUGUAUCGAAAUAAUUGAAAACCGGGUGGAAUCUGCAGAAAUAGAAGAGAGAGAAGCUCUUCAGAAACAGCUGGAUGAAGCAAAUCGAGAAGCACAAAAAUAUCGACAGCAGCUUCUAAAGAAAGAACAGGAAGCAGAGGCCUACAGACAAAAAUUAGAAGCGAUGACUCGUCUUCAGACUAAUAAAGAAGCUGUUUAAUUAACUACGAACAUGUAGUUUGAUUUACUUUUGGUUAAGAGAAAACACAGUUUUGAACUGUACACCACAAGGCGCAGUCGCAGGAAGCCAGGAUAACAGAGGAGACUACGGAUUGCCGAUCGGACUUAAGCCAUGCGCUCUGAAUCCUUGUAACAUAAAACUCUACUUUAGAAGUUGUGAAAUGUAUUUAAAACUGAAUUCUGUAAAUAGUUUUUGUUUUUUUACAGUUCCAGAUGAGUUAUAAAGAUUGUUGAAGAGAUCCAAAAACACAAUAAGCCACUGUUUUUGUGAAUUCUUUUUGAUUUUAGUAUGAACCUUAAUUUCUCAGAAACAGAACAGUUUUAAGGGUGAUCGUUGUCGAUUAGACCAAAUGUUAUAUAAAAAUUAUGUGGUGGACUGAUGCUGGAAUUACUCCUGUAGGUAUAAACUUCUAUAUGAAAAGAAGAUUUCUCCCAGGAAAUCUUUGUACAGCUUUAAGUUGUCUCAGAUUCUCUGAAAACAUUUUUUAGAAAGCAAAUUUUUAUAUUUGUUCAAUUUCAGCUAUACCCAAGUAGAUUUACAUGUAUAUGAAGCAAAUAUUUUUUAAACUUUCUGUUUGUACAUAUUCUGCAUGUUUUAUAAUUUCAAAACGCAUCACUUGCAUAGGUAUUUUCCCCACAAAGAUGAUGAAAGUGAACUAGGGGAAAAAAUCCUUUUAUUCUGUAGGUCAUUGAAAGUUAAGUAAGCUAGAAGCUGGUUUUAUUGGGAUUGACAAUGUUCUUAGAAGGAGCAGCUUACAAGUUAACUUGAAUUUGCAAACUGCAAAAAUCUAUGCUUUUUUGAAAAUUUCAUAGUGGGGACGUGAAACUGUAUUCUGUGCCUUCCAUCAUGAUUUCCACAUGAAAGCACUUUAAGGCACUGGAUUUUAAGAUAAUGUUUUUGGAAUACUCAGAGCAUAUGGGUUUCUGAAAUAUUUCAUGGACUCAUUUUCCCCCAGGAAAUUAUUCUUAUGGAAAAAAAAAUGCUUUUGUAUGUAGAACAAGAACUUUUUAUACUACAGUGAUGCUAGGUAUGUCUAACAUAACUUUGACUUUUCCCUGUGAAAACUGUAUGUCUGUGCUGUGACUUGCUCUCAUCACAAUAUUGUUGAAUUCCACAAUGUAUGGACAUUAAACUCUGACGUACUGUUCAUUCUUUUUUGUAAAACGUAACUUCAAGCUCUUUUUUCUUGCUUUAUUUUUUAAUGUCUUCUUGCUUUAUGAAAAUGUUUAACCCAAAACCCUUCUAGAUUACCUAUCUGUAUAAAGAAGCAAUUACCCUUAAAACUGUACUCUGGCCUACUUUUCUAUUUUACAAUUAAAUAUCUUUUCCACAUA
Messenger RNA from Mustela lutreola (European mink), 3062 nucleotides. RefSeq names its product GA binding protein transcription factor subunit beta 1 (gene GABPB1). Gene Ontology annotation, cellular component: nucleus. The transcript has 9 exons. Lineage: Eukaryota; Metazoa; Chordata; Mammalia; Carnivora; Mustelidae. The record is from RefSeq and is a predicted model, not a curated record. Gene Ontology annotation, molecular function: protein binding; transcription cis-regulatory region binding. Gene Ontology annotation, biological process: positive regulation of transcription by RNA polymerase II. The coding region runs from base 520 to 1707 and encodes 395 amino acids.